ACUCUAGUGAAAAAAAAAAUGUCAGAUCUGCCGCCGGAAAAAACGAACAUGGAGCUAUCAUCAUCGUCUUCCAUGCCGGGGCCUUCUUCCUCUCUACACCAUUCCUACAGUCGGAAACAGAAAUCUCUGGGCCUUCUUUGUACCAAUUUCUUAGCUCUGUACAAUCGACAUGGAAUUGAAACGAUUGGGCUUGAUGACGCCUCCUCAAAAUUAGGAGUUGAGAGACGGAGAAUCUAUGAUAUCGUUAAUGUUCUCGAGAGUGUUGGCGUUUUAACAAGAAGAGCUAAGAAUCAGUAUACAUGGAAAGGAUUUGCCGCAAUUCCAGCGGCGUUAAAGGAGCUCCAAGAAGAAGGUGCUAAAGACACUUUUCACCGGUUUUAUAUCAACGAGAAUGUCAAAGGAUCUGAUGAUGAGGAUGAUGAGGAAGAGUCGUCUUCUCAGCCUCUUUCUAGUAGUCAGACUGAUACCUCAAAGCCAUCUCUUCCCGAUUCCUCCAAAAUAGAUAAUCGUCGAGAGAAAUCUUUAGGACUUCUUACUCAGAAUUUCAUCAAGCUCUUUAUUUGCUCUCAAGCUACAAUCAUCUCCCUCGACGAGGCUGCAAAGUUACUGCUUGGAGAUGCCCACAAUACAUCUAUAAUGAGAACCAAAGUGAGGCGACUUUAUGACAUUGCAAAUGUCUUGUCAUCAAUGAAUCUCAUUGAGAAGACUCACACCUUAGAUUCUAGAAAACCAGCUUUCAAAUGGUUAGGAUACAAUGGUGAGCCUACUUUCACUCUGAGCAGCGAUUUGAUGAUGCAAGCCGAAUCAAAGAAACGAGUUUUCGGAACUGAUCUUUCAAACGUCAGCGUCAAGAGAAGCAAAACCCAUGAGAGUGCUACAGAGAGGAGUCUGAAGAUGAAACACCAUGCUAUAGCGGAGAGUUCUUAUAACAGAAUCUUUGACGCUCACGAAUCAAGACAUGGAUCAAGAGGUUAUGAGUUUGGUCCUUUUGCACCAGCCACUGGUACAUAUCCAACUGCUCCUCUGGAGGACAGCUCAAAGAGAGCUUUUGAUGUGGAGAAUCUGGUUUCCGAUUACCGUCCCUCGUACCAAAACCAAGUUUUGAAAGACCUCUUUGGACAUUACAUGGACGCGUGGAAGUCAUGGUACAGCGAAGUCACCCAGAAGAAUCCAUCACAACACCAUUAGAUUUACAGCUACUCUUCUUCAUCUUCUUUUACCUGUGAACCAUUUUAUUUUGGUCUAUAACUUAAAUGUUUGUCUACAAAAUUCCCCUAUUUUAAU
Brassica oleracea var. oleracea is the source of this 1284-nucleotide messenger RNA. Its product is annotated as E2F transcription factor-like E2FE. The record is from RefSeq and is a predicted model, not a curated record. The coding region runs from base 19 to 1188 and encodes 389 amino acids. Gene Ontology annotation, cellular component: RNA polymerase II transcription regulator complex. The transcript is spliced from 11 exons. NCBI's taxonomy places the organism in Eukaryota, Viridiplantae, Streptophyta, Magnoliopsida, Brassicales, Brassicaceae. Gene Ontology annotation, molecular function: RNA polymerase II cis-regulatory region sequence-specific DNA binding; DNA-binding transcription factor activity, RNA polymerase II-specific. Gene Ontology annotation, biological process: regulation of transcription by RNA polymerase II.